Molecule: messenger RNA, 1677 nt
Organism: Leishmania braziliensis MHOM/BR/75/M2904
Lineage: Eukaryota; Euglenozoa; Kinetoplastea; Trypanosomatida; Trypanosomatidae
Exons: 1
Coding region: 1-1677 (558 amino acids)
Source: RefSeq, a predicted model, not a curated record
AUGCAUUCUACACAUGUACAGAUGCUGGCACGCACUGUUUUUCGCCUGUGGACUCCAAAGUACUUCCGUGAGCAAGCAGGUGCUGGGCGCCAUCUUGGCAAGCGGCGCGCGAGAGCCCUCAACGCGGCUCCUGCCCUUUGCUCAACUGCGGCGGCGAGGGGUGGAGUGACCGCGACGUCGUGCACCACACCGGCGCGCGCCCCACCACCACGGAAGUCUACGAGGAAGUCGAUAGCUGAACACGCACCGUCUACCUCCUCCGUAGGAAGGACGCCAGGUCAACCUCCGAUUAGCAGACUGCACUCGCCACCGUCAGAUGCGUUUCACACCAGCCACCCGCUGGUGCAACGCACCCAGGAGCUGCUUCAUGAGCUCGCCACCGUCGACCACUCGCAGUCCUCCUUGUCCUCUGAUGCCGCGAGAGGGUAUGCCCAAUUCAGCGCCAGGCACGAUGUACUCGGUCCUCUCCGUAGUCUUCUUCCUCUUCCCGCGACGUCCAGUGGCGGCAGCUCGGCUAACCCUGCGUCGCGUCAGCGCUUCCAUAUUGUACCGGUGGUGGGCAUGAAUCCCCUUAUGCCCCCUCCUCCUCGUCUGCAACGAACUGCAACGGCAGACUUUUCUCUUUCUGAUUUGGUGCUGUUUCUGCAACUGUACGACAGCGCCAACAUGGAGGAUGGAAAGUUACUGGUGCAGGUAAUGAACGAGGUUCGCCGGCAACUAUUCGCCUUAGCAGAGACUGUGGCGAGAACCACCACAGGCGAGGGUGAUCUAGAAGCGGAGAGGGGCGGGGUGAAGGGGGUGCUGCAGACCCCAAGCGCCUCACCGCUGCCAUUUCCUGCGAUGCUCUACACCAUGUCAUCGCUGGGAAUCGUAGAGGAAGCUGUUCUCGAUGUGGUGACAAGUUGCGCCCUGCGCGAUGACACACACGGCAAGCUUGGCCUCCUCUACUCACAGCUGCACCAUUACUCUGUUAAGGAGUUGCUGCAGCUGCUGAUCGCGCUUCAACGCUUUGGGCACCAGCAGCAACCCGCAACAAAGGCCCUGACGAAGGCACUGCGGGCUUCCCUGUACGACACCUCCACGACAGCAAGUCGUUUUCACAGGCGCGCGAGAGCGUUCAAGAAGGCGCUUGCUGCGCGGCGUCAGACACCACCACCCGGAGAGGGACGCGUUAACGCAGCAGAGGUUGACGACGACACUGGCGGGGUGAUUGCCAUGAUGGCGGCGGAUGAGGAGCUCGGCUCGCUCGCCUUUGGGCUGGAGUGCCCGCUGUUUUUGCUUCUGGAAGCGCUGACCACAACUGCAACCACGGUGCACCGCCGUGUGGACGUCGUGACAUUCCUAUCAGACCUGAUUGCCGUCACAGCAGCGGCGGAACUGACGACUGCCGUGCAGGAGAGCCGCGGCCUCCCAGUGCCUGCCGGCCCCAAGGAGGUCACCAAAGAGGCACAAGAGUUCCUCUUUGCGGUGUCACAUCAGCUCUUGCGGGCAGCUAAGCUCACCGAAGCCAUGAAUCUUCCACAGAUCCUUCUCUCUGAGGUGUUUGCGUGGAGCACGACGCUGUCGGGAAGAGGGGUGAUUGUGAACGGCGGUGAGGACAGCGCAGUGCCGUCCGAUCGUGUCGUCUACUACGAUCAUGUGACGGCGGACCUGAUCAAGGCAAGCAGUGCCGAGUGA